Messenger RNA from Erpetoichthys calabaricus (reedfish), 2968 nucleotides. It is a transcript of the gene tp63, whose product is annotated as tumor protein p63. NCBI's taxonomy places the organism in Eukaryota, Metazoa, Chordata, Cladistia, Polypteriformes, Polypteridae. Gene Ontology annotation, molecular function: protein binding; DNA-binding transcription factor activity, RNA polymerase II-specific; RNA polymerase II cis-regulatory region sequence-specific DNA binding. Gene Ontology annotation, biological process: apoptotic process; regulation of transcription by RNA polymerase II; protein tetramerization. The record is from RefSeq and is a predicted model, not a curated record. Gene Ontology annotation, cellular component: nucleus. The transcript is spliced from 12 exons. The coding region runs from base 174 to 1913 and encodes 579 amino acids.
UUAUUUUGAAAGAUAGGAAAAGAGUUAGAGUUUGCAGGUCUUAUCAAAUCUCCUGUAAAGUCAUUCCAGGCCUACAGAUACAGUAAAAAGCUACAUAUAAAGGAGACUAGCGGUCCAGAACCCUGGAGCCUGAAGAGCAAACAGCAGCUGCACUGCUAAAUCUUGGCGCUAACAUGCUGUAUUUGGAAAGCCCAGCCCAGCCACAGUACAAUGAGUCCCAGUACACAAAUCUGGGGCUGUUGAACAGCAUGGACCAGCAACUACAAAAUGGAGGUUCAACUUCCACCAGCCCUUACAAUAAUGAGCAUGCCCAAAACAAUGUGACAGCUCCUUCACCCUAUGCACAGCCCAGCUCAACUUUUGAUGCCCUCUCCCCUUCCCCUGCCAUCCCCUCCAAUACAGAUUAUCCUGGACCACACACCUUUGAUGUUUCUUUCCAGCAGUCCAGCACUGCAAAAUCUGCUACAUGGACGUACUCCACUGAUUUAAAGAAGCUUUACUGCCAGAUAGCCAAGACAUGCCCAAUUCAGAUAAAGGUGAUGACUCCGCCCCCACAGGGUGCUGUAAUUAGGGCAAUGCCAGUGUACAAGAAAGCAGAGCAUGUCACAGAGGUGGUCAAACGCUGCCCCAAUCAUGAGCUGAGCCGUGAGUUUAAUGAUGGUCAAGUAGCUCCACCAAGCCACUUGAUAAGAGUGGAAGGAAACAGUCAUGCACAGUACGUGGAGGAUCCAAUAACUGGUCGACAGAGUGUUCUGGUGCCAUAUGAACCUCCACAGGUGGGCACCGAAUUCACCACUAUUUUAUAUAACUUUAUGUGCAACAGCAGUUGUGUAGGAGGAAUGAACAGGCGUCCAAUUCUCAUCAUUGUGACAUUGGAAACUAGAGAUGGCCAAGUUUUGGGCCGCCGCUGUUUUGAAGCACGGAUUUGUGCCUGCCCAGGCCGAGAUCGAAAAGCAGAUGAAGAUAGCAUUCGAAAGCAACAGGUCCCAGAUGGGACAAAAAAUGGUGAUGCUUUUCGGCAGGCCUCCCAUGGAAUCCAAAUUCAGUCAAUUAAAAAGAGGAGAUCAACAGAUGAUGAAUUGUUUUGUUUGCCUAUCAAAGGACGAGAGACAUAUGAAAUACUACUGAAAAUUAAAGAGUCCCUUGAGCUCAUGCAGUAUCUGCCACAGCAUACAAUUGAAACAUACAGGCAGCAACAGCAGCAUCUGCUCCAAAAACAGACCUCCUUGCAGUCACAGCCGUCCUUUGGUUCCAGCUCACCUCCUCUCAGCAAAGUCCCAAGUAUGAACAAAUUGCCCUCUGUCAGCCAGCUCAUCAACCCACAACAGCGAAACACAUUGACCCCUUCUGGCAUGUCAGGAAGUCUUUCAGACAUGACUCCAAUGAUGGCAACACACAUGCCAAUGAACAAUGAUAUGAAUGCACUGAGUCCCACGCAAGCUUUGCAGACUCAACUUCCUAUGCCACCUUCAUCCCAUUGUACUCCUCCACCACCCUACCCCACUGACAGCAGUAUCUCAAGCUUCCUUGUACGACUGGGCUGCUCAUCUUGUUUGGACUAUUUCACCACACAGGGUCUCACUAACAUCUAUCAGAUUGAGCAUUACUCUCUGGAGGACUUGUCCCGACUGAAAAUCCCAGAGCAGUUCCAACAUCUCAUUUGGAAGGGUAUCCUGGACCAUCGGCAAUCAUUGGAGUAUUCACCUCCACCUCACCUGCUGCGUUCAUCCAGUGGGGCAUCGACGGUCAACGUGGGUUCUGCUGAGGCACGCGGAGAACGUGUUAUCGAUGCAGUACGCUUUACUCUGCGUCAGACCAUCUCCUUUCCUCCACGCGAUGACUGGAGUGAUUUCUCAUUUGAUAUGGAUGCCCGACGGAAUAAGCAGCAGCGCAUCAAGGAGGAAGGCGAGUGAUGUGAACCUCUGGGCAUAUAUAGCUGAGACUUACUAGAUCAGGAGUUCCUUGCUCCUUCCCUUAAACUACUAAAGGCCUUUGCACUUAUUUUGGUUUUCAGAUGUAGCUUUUCUAUGUUGUUUAGGCACCAUUUGGUUUAGCAAAUGUGUCAGAGCACUUACCCACGAGAAUUUCAUCUUCUGAAUAUACACAUUGUGGGGGAAUGUUUCUAUGCAUUCACACUUUAAAAAUCUAAGCUGAAAUAUAAGCUAAAGGAGUUCAAAGUUAUAUAAUGUCAAGUUACAUUUUUGUAUAUGUAAUUAAAAAAAACUGCAAAAAGUAUUAGGUCAUCUUUAAAUAAGUGUAUUUGCUGGUUGCAGUUAAAUUCAGCAUUAUCCGGUUAUAAUUAUGCCUUUUUCAGUGUCACUCUGCUGGUUGCAGAUUUCUUUUCUCCUUAAACAUAUUCUUUUCAAAAAGUAUUGCAUUAUAGCAACACAUGCAGAACCUGUAAUGAAAACAUUGCUUAUAUUUACAUAAAGUGGUAAAUCAUUUCAUAAAGAGAAGAAAAUACAUUGUGUAAAUAUAUGUACAUUAUAUGUGCAUUAUAUGUUAUAUACAAAUAUAUAAAAGAUGCUUCUCCCCAGAAGGUGCAUAUGCAGCACUAAGAAAAAGCCUAAGAAAACAGGGUUAUGGAAGAUGCAUGUGAAAUAUCUAUAAUUAUAAAGUCCAAAAUUUCAACAGGUAAAAUUUUAAAUAUGUUUUCAUAAUUGUUGUGUACAGGAAUAUUUCAAUUUUUUGAAUAAAUUUAAACAAAAAAGAAGUUAAUUACACAGUUAUGUGGAUACUGAUAAGAUAUCUGUAUAAAAAUAAACUUACUUUGCUUGCCUUGUUUUAACUUUGAAGCUUGAAACAAAAACAGCAAAUUAAGUAGAGCUAGUCAAUUUUAUAUCUAAUUGUAAAAAAGCUUGUAUAUAGUUUUCAGUUAAAAAUUUAUAAACUUUUUUUUUAUUUUAGAAAAUGUUCAUAAGACAUCUAGUCUUUCAAUAAAACUUUAAAUAAAAAAGGUUGUUUGAAU